AUUGAUUUAUUCAUCUUUGGGUCGCCCGUACAAGUUAACGUGCCUUAAAAAACACAACCAACUUUGGUAGGAAACUGAAAUCCCUCACACAAUCCCUAUCGUGUACCCUCAAACUCUCCAAGGCAUCUCUCUCUCUCUCUCUCUUCCAUCCACUAUUUUCACAACCAAUAAUAAUCCCCAAAUCUCUCUCCUCAUAACCGCCAUAAUCGUCAAUGGAGUCCGUCGCCUCCAGUUCCACCCCCCACCACCACCACCCCCACCGCCCCCGCCUCACCGUCUCCCAAUCCUUCUCCGACCGCAUCAUCCGCGCCGUCCGCCACCGCCUCCGCCUCCUCCACCGCUCGGGCUCCCUCUUCUUCGUCCUCGGCGCCACCGGCAACGUCUACACCGUCAACCUCUCCGCCGCCGUCUCCUGCUCCUGCCCCGACCGCGCCAACCCCUGCAAGCACAUCAUCUUCGUCUUCAUCCGCGCCCUCGCCCUCCCCCUCGACGACCCCUGCCUCUCCCGCCGCACCUUCCGCCCCUGCCAGCUCCGCCGCCUCCUCUCCCUCCCCACCGCCGCCGACUCCCUUGCUGCCGCCUCCCUCAGGGACCGCUUCCACCAACUCUCCGCCAAGUCGAGAGACGGUGGUGGCGGCAGAGUGCGGCCGCCUGCUGUGGUGCCGGAGUCGGGCGCCGCCUGCCCGGUUUGCCUGGAGGAGAUGGGGAGGGAGGAGAGGGUGGUGGCGUGUGGCGCGUGCAAGAAUGUGAUACACGAGGAGUGCUUCUUGGCGUGGAAGAGGAGCUGCCGGAGGAGGUCCGCCACGUGCGUGCUCUGCCGAGCACGGUGGCGAAGCGGCGGUGAUGAUCAGGAUAAGUAUUUGAACCUCUCGGCGUAUGUGAAUGAAGAAGACAUGGUGGAGGAUGGAGGAUGCACUUGAUUAAUUACUUAGCUUAUCCUUCAUUUAGAUUUCACUAGACUUAAUUUAGAUUUUAUUUUAUUUGUAAAUACAUGACUGAAUUUAAUCCUGGUCACAAAGGAAGAUUUAUGUUAGCUUUAGUUUAGAUUUGA
Salvia hispanica is the source of this 1051-nucleotide messenger RNA. Its product is annotated as SWIM zinc finger family protein / mitogen-activated protein kinase kinase kinase (MAPKKK)-like protein. Gene Ontology annotation, molecular function: ubiquitin protein ligase activity; zinc ion binding. Lineage: Eukaryota; Viridiplantae; Streptophyta; Magnoliopsida; Lamiales; Lamiaceae. The record is from RefSeq and is a predicted model, not a curated record.